Messenger RNA from Hydatigera taeniaeformis, 1122 nucleotides. The record is from the annotation of a GenBank genome assembly. NCBI's taxonomy places the organism in Eukaryota, Metazoa, Platyhelminthes, Cestoda, Cyclophyllidea, Taeniidae.
AUGGUACAGAUUACUCUAACACACAAGGGUGUCUUCGUUCUUGUCGUUGGAGGGCUUGCUCUCCUGCUUUUCCUUUUCUCCGAUGGCAGCCAAACGAGCUAUGAGACAAAUCCUGAUGUUAUUAGUCUUCGGUCAAUUUUUGUAACUUUGGUGAUGGCAGUUGAAGAGGCUGGUUGUGCCAUCAAGACUGUGCAUGAGCUUCAACGAUCAGAACCAUUCAACUUGCACAAAAAGUCUGCUCUUCUUAAUUUGAACCCUACUGGACAUGUGACUAUGGAGGAAGUCGUAACAGAAGCCGACCUCCUCUCGAAUUACUGCAUAAUUAGACGCAUCAAACUGCUUCGACCGGAUUUUACCUCACAGAUCAACUCAGAGGAGCGUGAGGCUCCCAAACAGUCGUCGAUAACGUUGGCUAUGAAGACCAUUCUCGUGGGAGCGCAAUCUCUAGCAAGACGCAAACAACUUCUUGCUAUGCUACCAGAACAGGACAUCUUCUUGCACCUGCGCCAAGUCUCCCUCUGGAUCGAUCCUCUGGACGCAACACAAGAGUACAGUGAAGAUCUUCUCAGCUUUGUCUCGGUGAUGGGCUGUGGAUCUAUACAUGGCGAACCCGUUUUCGGUGUUGUUCACUUCCCCUUCCUUAAUGUCACUUAUUGGUCCUCAUUGGUCAAUCAUCUUUCGCCAAAUCUGCGAAACAUUCCCAAACCUGAGAAUCGCAUUCUUUCUCCAUCAAAUCCGCUGCGAAUUCUCAUCUCCCGGUCGCACAGUUUGGGUAACUUCACUGAGAGGCUAAGAAGGGCCUUCGGCUCUACACCGAUUGAGGUUAUUCCAGCCGGCGGUUCAGGCUACAAGAUGAUGGAACUGGCGCGUGGUGCAGCGGAUCUCUACGUGCAUGCGGGUGGAGCACGGCGGUGGGACAUAUGCGCUCCCUCGACCAUCCUGCAGGCGCGCGGUGGAGUGGUGCGCACUCUGACAGGCGACACUCUCCACUUUAAUCAUAACGAUCCCAGUGACCUCGACGCUCGCCAAGGCAUCUUUGCAGCAGCCUCACGUGAACUCUACAACACUUGGGCAUCCACUGUCGCUUCCCUCAUCUUGGAUACUACUUCCACUAAAUCUUAA